This is a messenger RNA of Papaver somniferum (opium poppy), 738 nucleotides long. RefSeq lists its product as uncharacterized. The transcript has a single exon. Bases 1 to 738 code for a protein of 245 amino acids. The record is from RefSeq and is a predicted model, not a curated record. Lineage: Eukaryota; Viridiplantae; Streptophyta; Magnoliopsida; Ranunculales; Papaveraceae.
AUGGUUUGGGUUCAAUUUCCGGGUCUCAGUUUGGAAUAUUGGGAUGAAGAAACUCUAUUUACUAUAAGCAGAGCAAUUGGUACUCCAAUAAAAGUUGAUGCAGCAACAUUACAAUUCCAGAGUGGUUAUUAUGCAAAAGUUUUGAUUGAGAUUGAUCUGGCUAAGUCAAUUCCUAACAAACUAUGGAUAAUUACUAAAUAUGGAGCUUUUUCUCAAGGAGUAAUUCUCACCAAACUCCUUAAAUUUUGUACUAAAUGCAAAAUUGUGGGUCAUCUAACUACUGAAUGUAGAGCUUCACAACAAUCUUCAAAAGAAGGCAAUCCCAAUCAAAUUGAGAAAGAAAUUAUUAUUGAACAAAAUCAAAGAUCUACAUCUUCAAGUUUGAUGCCUACUGAGCAACAGCCCUCCAGUCAAGCUCAAAAUCAUUAUACCUCUGGUAUUACUCCUAAUCCUCUUAGUAUUAUGGACAUGGCUAAUUCUGUCCAGGAUCCUAAAUUUUCUAUGAAGAAUAUUUCUAAUGAAGUUACUGGUAUAAAUCCUGCCCUGGAAGUUAUCAAUCCUACUGUUGGAAUCAAUACUACAAGUAAUCCCUUUGAAGUGUUACUUGAGAAUAAAAAUGAUCUCACUGACUCUGAAGAUGGCGAAAUCAAAGAGGUUAGUGCAUCUAAUCUCUUAGAAUUUGGUUCUAUUUCUCAAACUAUUACUGUUAUUCCAAAAACUUCUACUAGUCCCUGUUAG